AUGGCAGAGCACAGUGAAGAUAGGCGCAGUGAUCUUCGAAGCCAACCGCAUAACCGCCGCCAAAACCAAAGGCGAGGCUCGCAAAUCCCAAGUUUGCCCACCUCGCGACGCCAACGCCCAACCACCCUCGACCUACGCUGCCAACGGAUGUUCCGGGCACAAAUCAGCCUUGUAGGAUAUCUUCGUACCAACUGCAGCAUCCGGGCUACACCAUCUGCGGUCUUCUUGUCCAACUCUGCCUCAUCCUCCAUGCCGACAACUAACAAUGACCGCCCUCCCGAACUGCCAUUAUCAUCCUCCUCCACUAUUGCCUCAACAUCCGCUACGGCGGCUCUUGUAACUACCACCGCUGCACACAACCCUGACACCAGCGAACAUCAACCUUCCACCCACAACGCCAGCGAUGUGGAAUCGAUCCAUGCCUGUGCUCAUUGCGAUCACACCUUCACCUCACACAUCGGCCUGGUCGGCCACUUGCAAAUCUAUCGCACAGAAACUGGCGAACCAGUGCCUGGAGCACCAACAAAUUUUUUUCAGACAUUGGGAAUAUUCGAGCUUUGCACCACUCUUUAA
Messenger RNA from Spirometra erinaceieuropaei, 573 nucleotides. The record is from the annotation of a GenBank genome assembly. Lineage: Eukaryota; Metazoa; Platyhelminthes; Cestoda; Diphyllobothriidea; Diphyllobothriidae.